Molecule: messenger RNA, 4314 nt
Organism: Rhinichthys klamathensis goyatoka
Lineage: Eukaryota; Metazoa; Chordata; Actinopteri; Cypriniformes; Leuciscidae
Product: piezo-type mechanosensitive ion channel component 2-like
Exons: 27
Biological process (GO): detection of mechanical stimulus; cellular response to mechanical stimulus; regulation of membrane potential
Cellular component (GO): plasma membrane
Molecular function (GO): mechanosensitive monoatomic ion channel activity; monoatomic cation channel activity
Source: RefSeq, a predicted model, not a curated record
AGGAGCACGAGGCCGGUGGACACCGAGAGAUGAUGGAUGUGUUGGGACGGACAGUCAUGGCCAUGUUCAACAAAUACUGGAUCUACAUCUGUGGAGGAAUGUUCUUCUUCGUCAGCUUCGAGGGACGCAUCGUCAUGUACAAGAUCAUUUACAUGAUGAUGUUCCUGUUUUGCGUAGCACUUUAUCAGUUGCACUAUGAGAGGUGGCGAUGGAUGUUGAAGUAUUUCUGGAUGUCAGUGGUGGUCUACACCAUGCUGGUGCUCAUUCUGGUCUACACUUUCCAGUUCGAGUCCUCCAUAAACGUGUGGUCCAACAUGACUGGCAUGAGCAGAGAGAAGCUGAAAGAUCUCGGUCUGGAGAAGUUCUCGGUUCCGGCUCUGUUCUCACGCAUCUUCAUCCCCACGUCGUUCCUGCUGGUGUGUAUCCUACAUCUGCACUACUUCCACGAGCGGUUCCUGGAGCUCACCGACAUCAAGUCUGUGGCCGACAAACAGAAGAGCACGAUCUCCAGGCUGGUGCAUCUGGACGGCAGUCUGGUGGACAUCUCCAUGGUCAAGCCCACGCUCGGCUCCACCGUGAGCCCAGACAAGGUAGAGGAGACCGUAGACCUGGAGGAAGAGGAGGAGGAGUUUAAACAAAUGGACGAGGAGGAGGAGAAGUCUGAGCCACACGUCAUUCCUGAGAGCGACACCUGCCAGAUGAUGCCAGAUCCGGCGCCAGACCAGGGAUCAGCGCUGAGGAAUAAGUGGCACCUGGUGGUGGAGCGCCUGACGGUGUUGUUCCUGAAGUUCCUGGAGUACGUGCAGAAGCUUCAGCUCUUCAUCUGGUGGCUCCUGGAGCUCCACAUCAUCAAGAUCGUCUCCUCCUACAUCAUCUGGGUCUCAGUCAAAGAGGUGUCGCUGUUUAACUACGUGUUCCUGGUGAGCUGGGCCUUCGCGCUGCCGUUCUCCCAGUUCAGAUCGCUGGCGUCGAGUGUGUGUACCGUCUGGACCUGCGUCAUCAUCGUCUGCAAGAUGCUGUACCAGCUCACCUCCAUUAACCCUUCCACAUACUCAAAGAACUGCAGCAUGCCUGAUAACUACACCGAGGCGCAGAGGUCGGACAUGGCCAAGUCUCUUCUCUACAGCGGCCCGGUGGACCCGGCCAACUGGAUCGGGCUCAGAAAGUUCUCUCCACUACUGGAGAACCUGAGGAAUAAUUUAUUGAUGUUGGCCCUCUUGGCGUUCGAGGUGACGAUUUACCGUCACCAGGAUUUCUACCGUAUGAAAAGCAACCUCACCCCUCCAGUCACGAGAACCAUCUUCCACAACAUCACACGGCAACAUUUGGACGACGGCAUCGUCAACUGCGCCAAAUAUUUCAUCAACUACUUUUUCUACAAAUUUGGUCUUGAGACCUGUUUUCUGUUAGCGGUGAACGUGAUUGGCCAGCGGAUGGAUUUCUAUGCCAUGCUGCACGCGUUCGGUCUGAUAGCGGUGAUGUUUCAGCGUCGGAGGAGAGCCAUCGCUCACGUCUGGUCCAAGUAUUGCUGUUUCUUGGCCUUCAUGCUGUCCUUCCAGUACCUGAUGUGCAUCGGUAUCCCUCCUGCCGCCUGCACAGAUUACCCGUGGAGAAGCCCGUCGUCCAGCAUGGACUCCAACGUCAUCAAGUGGCUCUACUUCCCCGACUUCCACACCAAGCCCAACUCACUCUUCCUGCUGUACGACUUCUUGCUGCUGCUGUGCGCGUCGCUGCAGGGCCGUGUGUUCGAGGAGGAGUGUGUGACGCCCGUGCAGAUGCUGGCCGGCGACAAUGUGGAGAUCUGUCGAGACCUGGACGCCGCCAGCUUCAGCCAACACAACCCUGUGCCCGACUUCAUCCACUGCAGGUCGUAUUUGGAUAUGCUGAAGGUGAUCAUGUUCAGCUACCUCUUCUGGUUCGUCCUGACCAUCAUCUUCAUCACGGGCACCACACGCAUCAGCAUCUUCUGUAUGGGGUACCUGGUCGCAUGCUUCUACUUCCUGAUUUUUGGAGGCGAGCUGUUACUGAAGCCAAUCAAAAGCAUCCUUCAUUACUGGGACUUCCUCAUAGCGUACAACGUGUUUGUGAUCACCAUGAAAAACAUUCUCUCAGUAGCGGCGUGUGGAUAUAUAAAAGCGCUGGUGGCGAAUCACUGCUGGCUGAUCCAGCUGUUCAGUCUGGCUUGCACUAUAAAAGGAUAUUCAAAACCGGAGCAGAACGCACACAAACAGUGCGAGCUGCCGAGUGACGAGGCGGGGAUCAUCUGGGACAGCAUCUGCUUCGCUUUCCUCCUCCUGCAGAGACGGGUGUUCAUGAGCUACUACUUCCUGCACGUCGUGGCCGACAUCCGGUCCUCUCAGGUCCUCGCCUCCAGAGGAGCGGAGCUGUUCCAGGCCACCAUAGUGAAGGCGGUCAAAGCCAGAAUAGAAGAAGAGAAGUCGUCGAUGGAUCUACUGAAGAGACAGAUGGACCGCAUCAAAAGCCGACAGCAGAAGUUUAAGAGAGGGAAAGAGAGGAUGUUGUCUUUGGCUCAGGAAAGUGGGGAAAGUCACUCAGUAGUGAAGGAGGAAGAGGAUGAAGAUGAAGGAGAGGCCAGUAAAGAGAAGAAGAAAGGCCAAAGGAAGCAGUGGUGGAAGCCUUGGGUUGAUCAUGCCUCCAUGGUUCGAAGUGGCAAUUAUUACUUAUUUGAGACCGAUAGCGAGGAAGAGGAGGAAGAGGACGACAAAAAGGAUGAAGAUCCUCCCAAAAGAUCCGCGUUCCAGUUUGUGUAUCAUGCCUGGAUAACGGACUCGAAGACCGCCAUGAAAGAGCGGAGUAAGGAGAGGAGACGGUUCUGGCACAGAUACACACAGAGACUCUCCACCAAGCAGGAGCCGGAGGAAGUGCAUGUGGCCGUUGAGGAGAAUCAUGAGGAAGCUGUAGCAGAGGAGGAGGAGGAGGAGGAGGAGGUGUCGGAAGGUCCAGAUAACAUCAUGAAGCGAGUGUUUAACAUCCUGAAGUUCUCCUGGGUGCUUUUCCUGGCCCUGCUGGACAGCUUCACGGCCUGGCUGAACUCCAUCUGUCAGGAGCACAUCGACAUCUCCACCGUCCUGCGCAUCGAGCGCUGCAUGCUCACACACGAGGUCAAGAAGGGGAACACUCCCUCCCGGGACAGCGUACACAUGUACUACCAGAGACAGAUGUGCGGGCCGGCGUCGGCUCAGUCCAGCCUGGACCGGACCGAGGACGUGUGUUCAGACUUCAGUCCUGUGAGGAGCGAGCGUCCACCGCAGGGUUACGGGGAAAACCUGUGCAGUGUGUUCCCAGAAUCCACUGCGCUGUACGACCAGCCUGAGGAAACCAGCGUCCUCAAAACCAGCCAGCGGACUCGAGCCAGACUCUGCAGAGUUCCCAGCGUAGACCUGCAGUCGUCAUCUGCGGACAGUGCAGCGUCCAGUGAGCUCUCGCACCGCACAGAUCUGUACUCGCGCCAGGGCACCAGUGACACCGUCGAGGAGCCCGUGAGCGAACGAGACACACACACACACUGGGCCAGUUCUCCGGACUGGGACCGAGCCGAUAUCCCUCCCUCGUACAGUAAAGCCACGGGCCUGGAUGCGGACGCUGACGGCAGGAGGAUUCGCAUCCGGACACCUGAUGAGAGUCAGUCUCUGCUGUCCAUGAGCCAUCAGCUGACGGCCAAUGAGCUUCUGAGGAGCAGGAUGUUCCACGACGAGACACUGGAGGAGUCCGAGCACUUCUACCGGUCUCAGCCGCAGCUCCUCCAGCUCCUCUACGCGCUCUACAACACGCUGGUGGCUCGCUCUGAGAUGGUGUGUUACCUGGUCAUCAUCCUCAACCACAUGAUCUCUGCGUCGGUGGCCACGCUGGUGCUGCCCAUCCUCAUCUUCCUCUGGGCCAUGCUGUCGGUGCCCCGGCCCAGCAAGCGCUUCUGGAUGACGGCCAUCGUCUAUACGGAGGUCACCAUAGUGAUCAAAUACUUCUUCCAGUUUGGCUUCUUCCCGUUUAACCAAACCAUAGAGCGGGACAAGUCCAAACCGUUCCACCCGCCGAACAUCAUCGGUGUGGAGAAGAAAGAGGGAUACGUCCACUACGACCUGGUCCAGCUCCUCGCGCUCUUCUUCCACCGCUCCAUUCUCAAGUGCUAUGGCCUGUGGGAUGAAGAGCGGCCCCGGUCCUGCGCUCAGACGUCCCUCUCUCAUGAUUCAGACAGUGAAGAGAAAGUCCCGGUGUCCAGAACACACUCCCAGAGCAACUCCUCGGCCCGGCGUCACAGCUCCAGCGUCUCCCAGCGCUCGGCCCGCUCCAAAGCAG